Callithrix jacchus (white-tufted-ear marmoset) is the source of this 1193-nucleotide messenger RNA. It is a transcript of the gene ZFAND1, whose product is annotated as zinc finger AN1-type containing 1. The record is from RefSeq and is a predicted model, not a curated record. Gene Ontology annotation, biological process: cytoplasmic stress granule disassembly. Gene Ontology annotation, cellular component: cytoplasmic stress granule; cytoplasm. Gene Ontology annotation, molecular function: zinc ion binding. Lineage: Eukaryota; Metazoa; Chordata; Mammalia; Primates; Cebidae.
UUGCCUCGCCUCUCAGGCUGUGCCCCGCCUCUUGUGGCGCCGGAGAGAUGGCGGAGCUGGACAUUGGGCAGCACUGUCAGGUGGAGCACUGCCGGCAGCGAGGUGAUCGGAGAGCUCCCAGCCCGCAUCCCCGGCCGCGGGAGACAGGGGCUCCGCUUUGGCUCCGCGGAUGGUGGCGGCGGAUUUUCUUCCAUUUGUAUGUGGUGAUUGUUCAGGAAUAUUUUGCCUUGAACACAGAAGCAAGGAGUCUCAUGGUUGUCCUGAGUCUUUCAAAAUCUUUUCUUCCUGUAAUGGAGUAUUUGCUGGUGACUGUAAGCAAUGAGAGACUAAAGACAGAUCAACAUACAUCUUACCCGUGCUCAUUCAAAGACUGUGCUGAAAGAGAACUUGUGGCAGUUAUAUGUCCUUAUUGUGAGAAGAAUUUUUGCCUGAGACACCGUCAUCAGUCAGAUCAUGAAUGUGAAAAACUGGAAAUCCCGAAGCCUCACAUGGCUGCCACUCAGAAACUUGUUAAAGACAUUAUUGAUUCUAAGACAGGAGAAACAGCAAGUAAACGACGGAAAGGUGCCAAAAAUAGUGAAACAGCUGCAAAGGUUGCAUUGAUGAAAUUAAAGAUGCAUGCUGAUGGCGAUAAGUCAUUGCCACAGAUGAGUAAUCUGAAGUUAAGUAUUUUUGAGAGCACUAACUUGACAGAGAGAAUUUACUUUCAGGUUUUCUUACCUAAAGGGAGCAAGGAGAAGAGCAAACCCAUGUUCUUUUGCCACCGAUGGAGCAUUGGAAAGGCCAUAGACUUUGCCGCUUCCCUAGCCAGUCUUAAAAAUGACAAUAACAAAUUAACAGCUAAGAAAUUAAGGCUGUGUCACAUUACUUCAGGAGAAGCCUUACCUUUGGAUCAUACUUUGGAAACCUGGAUUGCUAAGGAGGAUUGUCCUUUGUAUAAUGGUGGAAAUAUAAUCUUGGAAUAUCUUAAUGAUGAAGAACAAUUUUGUAAAAAUGUUGAAUCUUACUUGGAAUAAUCAUUCAAGGAUUCAAGUCAGAAAUCACAAGGAAAAUUCUAUUACAUGUUUAAGUCCAUUUCUUUUACUACACAUACUAUUUGUUUUAAUUUUUUAAAGUUGCCUUUUAACUUAUCUCCCACUUACAUCACAUUUUAGUUAUGAGUUUUCUAUUAAAUUAGAGUGUUUUGGUCUUAA